Messenger RNA from Myotis myotis, 1463 nucleotides. RefSeq names its product NEDD8-conjugating enzyme UBE2F-like. The coding region runs from base 1 to 813 and encodes 270 amino acids. The record is from RefSeq and is a predicted model, not a curated record. Gene Ontology annotation, biological process: protein neddylation. NCBI's taxonomy places the organism in Eukaryota, Metazoa, Chordata, Mammalia, Chiroptera, Vespertilionidae. The transcript is spliced from 3 exons. Gene Ontology annotation, molecular function: NEDD8 transferase activity. Gene Ontology annotation, cellular component: nucleus.
AUGGGUUUAUUUUUUGCUUUAUUAUCACUUCAAGUGGUGAUUUUUGUGGGCCAACCCAUGGUAAAGAAAAAGCUCUCAGGAAACAGAGCCUACUGCCCUCUGCUGGUUUGUCCAUCUCAGCAUUCAAAUACAGGGCCAGAGGCCUUCAUGUCAUUAACAGGGGCCGCGUCUCGCGGCCGCUGGCCGGCCGGGCAUGGUGUUGGGCGCCGGUCCCGCCUCGCCUGUCUCGAGGUGUCCAGGGUAAAGGCAGCAGUAACGCUGACGCUGGCGAGCAAACUGAAGCGGGAUGAUGGUCUCAAAGGGUCCCGGACGUCAGCCACAGCCUCUGACUCCACGCGGAGGGUGUCUGUGAGAGACAGACUGCUCGUUAAAGAGGUUGCAGAACUUGAAGCUAACUUACCUUGUACAUGUAAAGUGCAUUUUCCUGAUCCAAACAAGCUUCAUUGCUUUCAGCUAACUGUAAGCCCAGAUGAGGGUUACUACCAGGGUGGAAAAUUUCAGUUUGAAACGGAAGUUCCUGAUGCAUACAACAUGGUGCCACCCAAAGUGAGAUGCUUGACCAGGAUCUGGCACCCCAACAUCACAGAGACGGGCGAGAUAUGUCUGAGUUUACUGAGGGAACAUUCGAUCGAUGGCACUGGCUGGGCCCCCACGAGGACAUUAAAGGAUGUUGUUUGGGGAUUAAACUCUUUGUUUACUGUUCUUCUGAACUUCGAUGACCCACUGAAUAUCGAGGCUGCAGAGCAUCACCUGAGGGACAAGGAGGACUUCCGGAACAAAGUGGAAGACUACAUUAAGCGGUACGCCAGAUGAUAGGAGGGGCGCCUGCAGCGUGGACUGUGCUAGAGGGUCAUCUUCAGCUCUCGAGGGGGCCUCCAUCCCAGUCCUCGCGCUCCAGCAGACCCACUGGCUCUGCUGGGUCCUGUGACAUGGCCUGCGGAGGAACCUCUUCAUGACUGCCCAUUGUAGACAGAGAGUUCCGCAUAAAUACAGCCAGAAAAUGAGUUUGGGCUCUAAAGAGUUGUCUGCUUACCUUAACAUGUUUACUUUGUGAACCUGUACUGUAUAGGCUGAGGAAAUGCUUGAGAAGUUGUAAUGAACUCAGAAUCGGAGCUUGCUUCUUACCUUCCCCCAAAUCACUUCCCUGCACAGCAAUGCCAAUGACCUGCCAAGAACUGGCAGGUGGGCGGUCCCAAGCCCGCUGCAAACUGUGAUUGGAUGCACAGUCUCUUAUCUCCUCCCACGAAUGUCAGCCCUGCCUCAGUGUCUGAGGCUUCCCAGAAUGCAGUCAUUCACUGUAGAUCUCUUACUGAAAUGCGUAUUUUAUUUAAUGUAAGUAUAUUUUGGAACAGAUUUGUAAUUUGUACAAUUUAAUGCUUUAAUUAUUUUUUUCUAUUCUCCUUUAGUUUGUAUUUUCAUUGUAUAGAGCAGACAGAAAGAUGUUGGGUCAAGCAAUUAUUGAA